GAGUGUCCUUGGCACACCGCGCCCCAGCCCAGCUACUCACGACGCCCGGGCUGACUGGGUGCCCCGACGGCCGGGCAGGAUGGUGGUGUGCGGCCUGGCCUGCUGGCGGUGCCGGUGGCUCCUGCCCCUGCUGCUGGGGCUGGCCAUCAUCAUGGGCAUCAUCGCUCUGGCGGGCAGGGGCUGGCUGGAGUCCGAGUCGGCGCCCUACGUGCAGCAAGCGUCGCUGUGGGAGAGCUGCACCAGGGGCGAGGAGGAUCUCAACUGGAGCUGCGAGUCCCUCAUGGACUAUGGGUGGGGGAGAGCAGCAGCUGCCACGUACCUUGUUGGCUUUGUGAUCCUGGUCAUCUGCUUUGCCCUCGCGGUCAUUGCAUUCUCAAUUGAGAUACUCCGCUUCAACUUUGUGCGAGGAAUUGGAGGCUUGCUCUUUGUUGUUGCUGCUUUCCAGAUCAUUGGACUGGUCAUCUACCCAGUAAAAUUCGUAGAAGAAAUACCACUGACAGGAGAUAAUAUGUUCAGCUGGGCCUAUGGCUUUGGCUGGGCCAGCACUGUUGUUGUGAUAGGUUGUGCUUUCUUCUUCUGCUGCCUCCCCAACUGGGAAGAUGAAGUCCUGGGAAACAUCAAACCUACAUAUUACUACUCCUCCCCAGAGAGAGCACCAUACUUAAAUUGAAAGAUUAAAUCCACGGUCAACUGUCAAAAACAUCAGAGGAGCAUUUCUGGUGUAAAUUUGGUGCCUUUGUAGGCACUGAAAAAACUUGAUCCUAUUUCUCCAAAAUAUUUUUUGAUAGCCCUGGUAAUAAAUGAGUAAAAAUAUUGGCAUCUUUAAGCAAAUAGCUUUUACCUGAGGUAUUAUUUAUGUAUUCUUAUGUCAGUUCUGUUUGGGUGGCUUACUUGCUCCUCUCCCUCCCAGCUACCUGAGUCAUCCUUAUUUUAUUCAAACAUUUGCUUAUGAAUAAAGAUGUAAUGUUUCAGGUGUGGAAAGGAAGGGGCAAGAUUUGGGUAAUAGGUUGGAUGUGAUGAUCUCAAAGGUCCUUUCCAACUUGGUUAAUUCUGUGAUUUUGAGCAGCCCAUUAGAGAGAACUGCAAGCUGUUGUUUUCACCUCUGGUAAAAUGGCCUUAAAUGAAACUAGGAAAAACAACCUUCCUAAAAAUGCUUUUUGUUCCACCAAAGUCAGUCUCAAGGAAGGAACUUCCUUAAGACUUGCUUCUCAUUCCUGUCCUUGGGCUUUUGUUAUUAGCAUUUUGAAUUAAGGGGAAAAUAAAAUUUAACUUUAUUUUCCACCAGUUGAUGCUCUCGGAUGGAGAUGUCAUCUAAAGCAUGGAGCUGGUUUGUACAACAGUGGCUAAUGGAACACUUACUGGUUUGUUUUUUUUCUUUUCUGGCCACUACAGGACUUGUGAUGGAGCCACACAUAAUUUAGUAUCCAUUGUCCCAGAGAAAAUCAGUAUAAACUUUCAGUCAGGUGCUGAACUAUGUAGAUUUUUAUGUGGUAUUUGAGAGACUUAGAAAAUAUGUUUGAGGGGAAGCAGUGUUUCUUUGUCACUGCAGUGUUUUAAUUAGCACCCAUGCUUUGGAGGGAAAUCAUAGCACAGGUGUUAAAAGCCUCCAAAAGUUUCUAAAGCAUGAUGUAGAUACUCCCGAGUUUAAGAAACUCAGGGAAGCUUUGUGAGUCACUAGGGGUAACAGGUGAAAAUAGAAAAGCAGCUCUGUGAGCAAUUCAUGUAUGUGAACUUCACACAGAUACCUGUCUCAAGGAGUAAUGGAGGUGGAUCCUAGCUUGUGUUUCUGGAGCCAGCAAUUGCAAAUAAAUAGCCCAGCGAGGCAGAGCUGCAUCUGUGUUGGCCACGAACCUGCAGCAGCUUAUAGCAGAUGUAAGUCUAAGUUUUGUCAGAGCUUUCUUCAUCUGGGAAAGGAGAGGUUCUUUCAUGGAGCUUUUCUUUCAGCUAUUUCUGAGGGGAAAGCAAACGCUGUAUGCUACAAGCAGCUGGAGACUUCUUUCUUACUCUUGUGAACCCUGCCCUUAGGAGAGGGUGUGUGGAUGUCUGUGUGUUCAUGCACAGGUGCAAAACAGGACUUGGCAAAGCAUUAAGCAGCGUGCUGAAAAACUAACCUAGAACUAAGCUUUUUCAAUGCCCAGUAUUUCUUGUGUUAUAUAUUGUAUAGCUUUCUGUUUCGUAACACCUCUUCUAAUGGAGUAAUUUGAUAUAUUGCAUGUGAUCCUGUUUUGGAAAGGCCAGGUGACUUCCAAAGGUCUCUUCCAGGCCUGCAUUUUAUAACUUUGCAGAAUGUAAACAUCUGCAGACUGAAGAACUGUUACAAGCUCAGCUGUGGCAUAUACAAUCAACCGUAUUUAUGAUUCUUGAUGACAAACAUGUUUGGGGUUUUUGUUGUGUUUUUUUCCUUCCCUGUACAGUAUUGGCUGGUGGGGAGUGCUGUGUAAAUUUACCUGUAUCAUAAGGAGUGAUAGCACCUACUUUUCUAGUCAAUUCAAGAUAUAGCAAAGAAUCCCAAGGCUGGAAACCCCUUGCACUGCUAAAGGCAAGAAAAAGGAUGCCCUUUCUAAAGAGCUGGAGGAUAGUAUGGUAAUAGGGUGCAGCACAACUGAAAUCUUUUGUAUGUUUAUUUUUAUAAGCAUUGCCAUACCUUGUCACAAAAGCACAAAUGCAAAAUAAACUGGUCUCUGAAUGUACUGGGAAGGGUAGAAGCAUAAGCAGCAUGUGACACAAUUAAGAUGUUCAGGAGAAAGCUGUUGCAUAGAGUCAUUGGUUGCUCUCAAGUGACACUAAUGUAUGUGGCAUUGCACUGUGGUGGCUCUAUUAAAACUGUUGUAACUGAUGGCUGUUGAAAA
This is a messenger RNA of Pogoniulus pusillus (Red-fronted tinkerbird), 2849 nucleotides long. RefSeq names its product p53 apoptosis effector related to PMP22 (gene PERP). Gene Ontology annotation, cellular component: cell-cell junction; membrane. The transcript is spliced from 3 exons. The coding region runs from base 80 to 670 and encodes 196 amino acids. Gene Ontology annotation, biological process: cell-cell adhesion. The record is from RefSeq and is a predicted model, not a curated record. Lineage: Eukaryota; Metazoa; Chordata; Aves; Piciformes; Lybiidae.